CAUCCUGGUCUGACAUAAACUGGUAUCUCAUUCCGAAUCAGGUUCUCUGCAUGGUCGACAGGGUGCCUUAUAUUGAAAUGUGGCUAUUGGUCCGUGUCGUACCCAGUGUUACAGCAUAAUAACGACACAAGCUUAAGUCAGCGGUGAAUACAGCCCACACGAGGGCUGCCAAUGGCUGGGACAACGACGUAUUAUAUGGACGUGUAAACGUAGAUCGGGUCCUACAGAAGUGACAGUUUUAGUCGUGAGGGGUGGAUCAGUAAUCUUGUCACUGGAGAUGAAAAGGCCAUUUGGGCAAUACGCAAGCUGAAAUCCACAGUUACAACUGGUAUAUAUCCUCACUGUGUUGACAUGGAUGUUCCACUUACAGUCGUGUUGUUCGCCUGCGGAUGUAUUACAUAUACAGUGGGUUCCUCCACUCUGCAGCUGACAAGUUAUCCAUCAACAGCAUCACCAGGCCAGCCGUACACCUUGAUGUGUAGCAGUAGUGGCAGCAGUGGCAGGAGUAGAGAGUGGUACUGGAGGAAUGAUAUAAUCUUCCGUACACGUUAUGUGUCAGACACACAAUGUGCACUAGAUAUAGUUAACAAUGACAAAUAUACUGAGUAUCUGUCAGGACGUGUCAAUGUCAGCUGCAGUAACAACCUGUACAAUGUGACUCUCAGGGUGAACACUUCCAUAGAUAAUGGAUCUGUCUGGUGGUGCGUGGAUAGUGAGGGUAGUCAAGGUAGACUGGAGAGCAACAGAUGGACGAUACACGUAUCAACAACUACUACAUCAACUACAACUGCUGCAGCUAGUACAGCUACAUCAACAACAAUUUCGGCCACAGCUAUUACAUCCCCGUCUGAUAUGACGGGAAGCAGUUCUCCCCACGAAGGAGGUGCAGGUAAUGAAGUUGUCUACAUUGCUGCUGGUGUAGGGGGAGGUGUUGCAGUCACCAUUGUCGUCGUCGUCACUGUUCUGUGUAUACGAAGACAGAGACGACGUUCUGUCAGUAAAACCAGGACGUGUGACCACAAGAACGGGCAAUCACAUACCUACUACAAUGAAGAUCAUGACUUACAAGGACAAGACAUCGACGACAAAAUUGUCGUUGAAAAUGAUAUUUAUGAGACUUCAAAUGACGUCACAUCACCCAAGCAGCCUUCAACAAAUGACCAUGUGAUCACAGAUCUUUACGCACAAGUGCAGAAACACAAGAAAAGUAAGCCAGGGCCUACAGUUAAACCUAACGACACCAGUGUGGAGGAUCUGUACGCCAAGCCUGACAAAACAAAGAAACGCAAAGACUAAUGGAAGUACAUUUGUGAAUCAUCAGGAAAUGUUGAAGAUACACAGAAAGUAAAUGUCAUAGUGUCCCCAAUAUAGGUCAUGAACGGGUGGAAUUUGACUUGACAAUGUGUUUUUGUAGCCAAAUGAAUAUAAUUACGCAUGUGGCAAGUGACUAUUUCUGUGUUCUUUCAGAGUUUGGAAUGAGUGUGCUCGAAAUGGACAGUCAAGUGAAAUGCCACAAUUCAGAAUACGGAAUAUACUGUAAAUACAUUCCUCAGCUGCAGCAGAGUA
Messenger RNA from Haliotis rubra (blacklip abalone), 1566 nucleotides. RefSeq lists its product as uncharacterized. The transcript has 9 exons. The record is from RefSeq and is a predicted model, not a curated record. Bases 352 to 1296 code for a protein of 314 amino acids. Lineage: Eukaryota; Metazoa; Mollusca; Gastropoda; Lepetellida; Haliotidae.